Messenger RNA from Suillus fuscotomentosus, 1950 nucleotides. Its product is annotated as APG6-domain-containing protein. Gene Ontology annotation, cellular component: phagophore assembly site; phosphatidylinositol 3-kinase complex, class III, type I; phosphatidylinositol 3-kinase complex, class III, type II. Gene Ontology annotation, biological process: autophagosome assembly; autophagy; cellular response to nitrogen starvation. The transcript is spliced from 6 exons. NCBI's taxonomy places the organism in Eukaryota, Fungi, Basidiomycota, Agaricomycetes, Boletales, Suillaceae. Bases 165 to 1643 code for a protein of 492 amino acids. The record is from RefSeq and is a predicted model, not a curated record.
CUUCAGCAUUACAGCCAGCCACACCUUUGUGCAGUGACGUCUUCCUCCAACUUGUCACUGAUAAGUCUUAUGCUUCUUAGGGUUUUAUUAACAGCUGGAUCUUGCCCGCACUGCCACAGACCAGUAGUAUCAAUCACUUUACUUGGAGCCGAUCCAUCAUCACGAUGAGCUACGUGUGCCAACAAUGUAAAGAGCCACUCCAGCUUGAUGCAUCAUUGGUAGAUCUCGCACCCUCUGCUUAUGACAUGAUUGUAGCCUCUUUGCCUUCUGUGCCAGCCUCGCGUGCGCGCUAUGCAACAGACUCAGAGGCCGAGAAAAUAGCUCAACUUCCAUCCCCAUCUGCAAGCAAAGCAGCAUGGCAGCAGGCCACACCCUCAGACAACUCGAGGGCAUCACCACCCCUUUCUACUCGAGCUCAAGGGAAACAACCCCAGCGCAACUUUCCAGCACCGAAUGAGUCAUUUGUGCUCCUGCAGGAGAGCAUGAUACGCAGUAUACCUUCUCCAAUCCCAGGAGCUGCAAUGCCUAAGAAGGCUACUCUCGGCAACCAAAAGAACUUUCCAGCCAAAAACACUCAUCCACUACCUGCACACCAGCAACCUGAGCCAGACCAUUCGAAUCCAACACCUAUCUCACAUCACCUGCGCUCCACUAUGAGGCUGUUUAAUGUACUUUCUACCCGGUCUGACAUUGAUCACCCUUUGUGCGCGGAAUGCACACAAAUUCUUCUUUCAUCACUUCAAAGGCAGCUUGACGAGACAAAGAAAGAGCGUGAUGGUUAUAUCGCAUUCGAGAAGGAGGUUCGGAAGGAAAGAGAACGGGAGAGCUUGGAUCUCAGUAGACAAGAUGCAGAGAAAAAGAUCGAAAGACUAAAAUCCGAAGAACGGGCUGCCGUUGAACAAUUGCGCCUUGCUGACAGGGAGAGGGAGCAACUUGAUGAGGAGCUCAAGUUGUUAGAGACGGAAGAAAAAGCGCUGGAAGAAGAGGAGGCUGAAUUUUGGCGAUCACACAAUGAGCACCUCCUAGUCUUGGCAGAACAAGCCUCACGUUUAGCUUCACUGCGUGCAGCAUAUGCUGCAGAUUACGCUACGCUCGAGAAGCUCGAGCGCACAAACGUUUACAAUGAUGCGUUUUGCAUUGGUCAUGAUGGCGUCUUUGGAACAAUCAAUGGCCUCAGGCUUGGGAGGGUUCCCGGAGUCCCAGUUGAAUGGCCCGAAAUUAAUGCAGCAUGGGGUCAGACCCUUCUCUUGCUAUAUACGAUUGCACGGAAGCUUGAUUACACAUUCGAGAACUACCGUUUGAUCCCAAUGGGUUCAUUCUCGCGCAUCGAAAGAACUGUAGGCGAUAAAGCGACAUACGAACUGUACGGGUCGGGUGAUCUCCAUCUCGGUCGCCUGUUACAUAACCGUCGGUUUGAUUUUGCUAUGGUAGCGUUCCUAGAAUGCUUGAAGCAACUCAUAGAUUCCGUCAAGUCUCAGGACCCUACCAUUGAAUUCCCCCAUCAAAUUGUCAAAGAUAAGAUAGGGGAAGCGUCUGUAAAACUUCAGUUCAGUCAGGAAGAGGCUUGGACUCGAGCGUUGAGACACGUUCUGCUUGCGCUGAAGAUUGUUUUGAAGUGGACGACCAAUGGCGGUAACGGCUAAUGAGAGUCCAUUUCCCUGUAACUGUAUAACGUGGCCGCUUGCAGUGUGAUCAUCCUCUCGGAGCGCUGCGGAUGGGUUUUUUGACCAGAAUAACAUGCUUCACACGACAAUGUACACGUGAGGUAUGGGCGUCUAUUUGUCCGCUUCUAUACCUUUCCUAAACGGACGAUCGGAGAACGAAACGAUUAAGUCCCUGUGGCAUGAUAUGACUUGCCAGGUCGACAUUCUGACUCAGUAGAUGCAUUUGAAGUUUUGAAGUCUUGCGUGAUCCACAACGAUUACACGACGUAUGAUAAUUAAUCAUCCC